AUGCCGCCAAUCCCCAUUCACAAAAACGCGCCGAUAGCACCCACAACGGCUGCCAAAGCAGACGGCGUCACACCCUCAACCGCCUCGUCAAACGACAACGGCACCUCAGACCCACCCCCAACUCCCACGUCAUCCGCCUACGUUCCAGCUACAACGACGCAAUCCUCUUCAUCUUCACCUCCCGCACCCCAACCCGGCGCACGCCCUAUAGCCCCCACCCAGGCAGCAGGUGCAGGAUACGGAGGAGGAGGCUAUGAUGGCACACCCGCAGCACCACAACCAGGUCCCACAGCGACGGUGAUAACGACAGAGACACGGCAAGUAGUUCCACCACCACCUCAGUUUAGUCACCCGCCUCCAAGCGACUCUAUGCUUGCAGGUCGCUCAACUACAACGGCUACUGCGCCUUCUAAACCGGGUCCUACGACGCUCAACUAUGGGCCUGUGGCUUCUCCUUUUCAGUCGGCCGACUCGGGAAAUGCAGUGGCGCAGCCUACAGGAACCAGUUUGGAACAUCCACCGGGUUACGUUCAAGCACCGGAUAAUGCACCAUAUACUGCUGGGGGAGGGCUUGAUCGACCGAGUGGUGCGGGUGAGGGUGCUGAAGGCGAAGGUGUAGGAGCACAGGCAUGGCAGAUGUUGAGCAAGGCUGGCGAGGCGCUGAAGAAGGGCGAGGAGAGCGUAUGGAGGGCAGUCAAGAACAAAAAUGGUGGUGGCUUCUAA
This is a messenger RNA of Pyrenophora tritici-repentis Pt-1C-BFP, 723 nucleotides long. Its product is annotated as Atrophin-1 multi-domain protein. NCBI's taxonomy places the organism in Eukaryota, Fungi, Ascomycota, Dothideomycetes, Pleosporales, Pleosporaceae. The record is from RefSeq and is a predicted model, not a curated record.